Messenger RNA from Elgaria multicarinata webbii, 477 nucleotides. RefSeq names its product C-type lectin lectoxin-Thr1-like. The record is from RefSeq and is a predicted model, not a curated record. The transcript is spliced from 5 exons. Gene Ontology annotation, molecular function: signaling receptor activity. Bases 1 to 477 code for a protein of 158 amino acids. Lineage: Eukaryota; Metazoa; Chordata; Lepidosauria; Squamata; Anguidae.
AUGGGGUUUUCCGCCUACUUCAGCCUUGCCUUCCUGAUCGUUGGCCUCGUCCCAAGAGGUGCCGAAGCCAGCUGCUGCCCCAUGGAAUGGCUGCCCUACCAGGGCUAUUGCUACAAGCUCUUCCAUGAAAAAGUGAGCUGGUCUGAUGCAGAGUUAGCCUGCCGGUACAACAUGCGUGGCUCCCACCUGGCCUCCAUCCAUAGUGAUGCAGAGUCAGCUGAGCUGGCCAAGUACAUUGUCAAGUAUCGCAAAGAUGGCGGUAAUGUCUGGACUGGACUACGUGCCCCCUUGAAGGAUAGAGUGUGGAGGUGGAGUGAUCAAUCUUCAGCCAGCUAUAAGGCCUGGAAUGAUGGAGAACCGAACAAUCUGAGGAAUGAGGAGAACUGUGUUGAACUUUGGUCUCCCUCAGGGUAUAUGCUCUGGAACGAUGAGAGCUGCAAAUCGGAGCGUGCGUUUCUCUGCAAGUACAAACUCUAG